CCUCAGCUGUAACCAGUCUGUAGAUCGUAAAAACGAUGAAGGUGAGGGUGAGGAUGUCAAUAAAGGAAGUCUGGCGUACCGCACGCGCUCAAAGCGUCCCCUGGUGAACGUUCCUCUGGGCCAGCUGGAGGCGGAGCUUCUGGCCCCUGACAUCACUGAUGACAUGUACGAGCAAAGCCCCGCCCAACGAGAGGAGGACCGUCAUUGGACGAGGUGGCUGCAGAGUCUGAUGGCGCCCGUUAAUGAAGAGGAGGCCGAUGAUGAAGACGACCCGGAGUAUAACUUCCUGGAGGACCAGGAUGAACCUGACCUGGAGGACUACAGGACGGACCGGGCCGUCCAGAUCACCAAGAAAGAAGUGAACCAGCUGCUGGACGAGCUCUUUGAGACG
Molecule: messenger RNA, 391 nt
Organism: Notolabrus celidotus (New Zealand spotty)
Lineage: Eukaryota; Metazoa; Chordata; Actinopteri; Labriformes; Labridae
Product: GON-4-like protein
Exons: 4
Biological process (GO): regulation of DNA-templated transcription
Cellular component (GO): nucleus
Molecular function (GO): transcription coregulator activity
Source: RefSeq, a predicted model, not a curated record